Molecule: messenger RNA, 2129 nt
Organism: Purpureocillium takamizusanense
Lineage: Eukaryota; Fungi; Ascomycota; Sordariomycetes; Hypocreales; Ophiocordycipitaceae
Gene: ECM39
Product: Dolichyl-P-Man:Man(7)GlcNAc(2)-PP-dolichol alpha-1,6-mannosyltransferase
Exons: 1
Coding region: 54-1823 (589 amino acids)
Biological process (GO): protein N-linked glycosylation
Cellular component (GO): endoplasmic reticulum membrane
Molecular function (GO): alpha-1,6-mannosyltransferase activity
Source: RefSeq, a predicted model, not a curated record
GCGAAACCACCACCACCACCACCGCAUCGAUCGCACUCUCAACAGUCAACACCAUGGCGUCGUCGUCGUCGUCGUCGUCUCUCGCAGACACCCUCCUCGAGGCGCUCCUCUUCCUCGUCCCCCUCGCGCACCUCGCCGCCGCCCCCCACACAAAGGUCGAGGAGUCGUUCAACAUGCAGGCCGCCCACGACAUUCUCGUCUACGGCAUCCCCUGGACCGGCCCCGCGCCGCGCGCCCGCCUCGCCGCCGUCUACGACCACGCCUCCUUCCCCGGCGCCGUCCCGCGCACCUUUGUCGGCGCCGUCGUCCUCGCCGGCCUCGCCCAGCCCCUCGUCGCCCUCGCCGGCUUCGCCCGCGCCCAGCUGCUCGUCCGCGCCCUCCUCGCCGCCUUCAACGCCGCCGCCCUCGUCGCCUUCGCCCGCGCCCUGCGCCGCGCCCACGGCGUCCGCGUCGCCCGCUGGUGGUCAGCCCUGCUGCUCGCCCAGUUCCACCUGCCCUUUUACGCCUCCCGCGCCCUGCCCAACAUGUUCGCCUUUGGCCUCGUCACCCUCGCCAUGGCCUUCCUCCUGCCCGGCAGGGCCCCGCGCGCCGCCCUCGUCCGCCGCCGCCAGGCCGUCGCCCUGCUCGUCGUUGCUGCUGCCGUCUUCCGCGCCGAGCUCGCCAUCCUGCUCGCUGCUGUCCUCGCCCAGCUCCUCUACUCGGGCCAGAUGACGCCCCGCCGCCUCGUACCCGUCUUCGCCGUCGCCUUCGUCGCCGCCCUCGCCGUCUCCAUCCCCAUCGACUCCUUCUUUUGGCAGCGCCCGCUCUGGCCCGAGCUCUGGGGCUUCUACUACAACGCCGUCCUCGGCAGCUCGUCCAACUGGGGCACCUCCCCCUGGCACUACUACUUCACCUCGGCCCUGCCGCGCCUGCUCCUCAACCCGCUCGCCCUGCCCCUCAUCGCCCUCGCCCUCUUCCUCCCCGCUACGGCUCCUUCCACCCGCCGCCUCGUCCUGCCGAGCCUCGCCUUCGUCGCCGUCUACUCCCUCCAGCCGCACAAGGAGGCCCGCUUCAUCUUCUAUGUCGUGCCCCCGCUCACCGCGGCCGCCGCCCUCGCCGCCGACUACAUCGCCAUCCGCCGCCGCAAGUCGCCCCUCUACGCCGUCGCCACCGCCGCUCUCGUCCUCUCCGUCCUCGCCUCCCUCGCCGCCACCGCCGGCAUGUUACUCCUCUCCUCCCUCAACUACCCCGGCGGCGACGCCCUCGCCCAGCUCUAUGCCCUCACCGCCGACGCCGCCGCGACCAUGCUGUCGUCGCCCUCCACCUCAAUCACCUCGCCCCCCGCCAUCACCGUCCACGCCGAUGUCCUCACCUGCAUGACCGGCCUCACCCUCUUCGGCCAGAACCGCGCCGGCCUGCCCCUCGCCCUCACCGGCCCUCACGCCCCCGACGACCACGACCACCAACGCGACCCCAUCUACCUCUUCGACAAGACCGAGGACAAGCCCGACCUCAAGUGGCCCAGCUUCUGGAAGAGGAUGGACUACGCCCUCAUGGAGGACCCCAUGCUCCCCCUCGGCAACUGGAAGGUCCUCGGCGUCGUCCAGGGCUACGACGGCAUCGAGCUCCUCAAGCCCGGCGCCAAGGACCCAUCGGACGUCGAGGCCGCCGCGCCGACACCCGGCCCCCGCCAGUCGCACAGGGUGCUCGGGCUCGGCGCCAGGGUGGCAGACGUGCGCCGCGCCGUGAGGAAGUACACGGGCGGGUGGUGGAUCGGCCCGCGCAUGUCGCCGCGCAUCCACAUCAUGAAGCGCGUCAAGGACGGGCAGUACGCGACGUCAUAGAGGGAGGCCGAUGUGUCCCUUUUUUGGCUUUCAUGUCCGUUUGCAGAUGAUGAUAAUAUGUAACAUUUGGCCCGCGGGCCGACUCUUCCCGCGCUAAAAAGAGCUGCCUGCCAUCCAACCGUGGGUACCCAAACAUAAAGUAACGUAGAUAAUGGCAAAGACAUGACAUAAGGCUCUCUCCCGGCUGUCCUCAACCCGCAACCUAACAUACAUGGUCGGACAAAAGCAUCGGGCUCUCUCGUGCGCCACAGACACCUCUACCACAUACCCACCCCCACCCCCCUGACCAGAGCUACAAAUCGUCCC